Arachis stenosperma is the source of this 741-nucleotide messenger RNA. RefSeq lists its product as uncharacterized. The transcript has 3 exons. NCBI's taxonomy places the organism in Eukaryota, Viridiplantae, Streptophyta, Magnoliopsida, Fabales, Fabaceae. The record is from RefSeq and is a predicted model, not a curated record. Bases 1 to 741 code for a protein of 246 amino acids.
AUGGACGACGGCACAAUCAAUAAUGACCAAUGGCUAACCCUCUCUCUCUCCCUCCCUUCACCACCCACACCCCCGCACUCAUCACAAGAAGACCAAAAGCCCGCUCAGCCACUUAUGCUGCCGGCGGCGAUGACCAGACGAACGAAGAAAGCCACUGCCAAAACAAAGACCAUAGAUCCACCGCCAUUCCCAUGGGCCACAACGAAACUCGCCACCGUUCAUACUCUUGAACACUUACUGGCAAACAAAAUUAGCUCAAUCUCCGGAACCGUUAAAUGCAGAUCGUGUCAGAAGCAAUACGAAAUGGAUUUCGAUCUGGAAGGGAAGUUUCGCGAAGUUGCGCGGUUCGUUAUCAAGAAAAACCGGGACACGCACGACCGGGCACCGAGCUCUUGGAUGGCUCCGGUUCUUCCAAACUGUGAGUUCUGCAACGGAAAGAAUACGGCGGUUCCGGUGAUCGCCGCAAAGAAGAGGAAUAUCAAUUGGUUGUUCUUGUUUUUGGGACAAAUGAUUGGGUGUUGUAAGCUUCCGCAAUUGAAGUAUUUCUGCAAGCAUGCAGAUAUUCACUUAACUGGAGCCAAAGAUCGGUGUGGAUUAAUUUAUUUAUUUUUGUUGUAUACUUAUGAUGAUGAGAGAUCAAUAACUCAGUUUAUAGUUUAUACCAUUGCACGGUCUUACGUUAAAAAUAAUAAUUUCGAUGACCCUGUAAGCAGUUACUUUGACAAUGACCAGUUGAGAUAA